Messenger RNA from Rhodofomes roseus, 978 nucleotides. RefSeq names its product carboxyphosphonoenolpyruvate mutase. The record is from RefSeq and is a predicted model, not a curated record. Gene Ontology annotation, molecular function: catalytic activity. Lineage: Eukaryota; Fungi; Basidiomycota; Agaricomycetes; Polyporales; Fomitopsidaceae. The transcript is spliced from 4 exons. Bases 1 to 978 code for a protein of 325 amino acids.
AUGACAACUCCGACGAGCUUCAAACCCGACAUGCCGGGCAAGCUGAGGAAACUUAUGAAACAAAAGGACUGCAUCAUCUGCCCCGGUGUCUUCGACGGCAUCUCCGCGCACGUCGCGAACAACGCGGGCUUCGAUUGUCUCUACCUCGCCGGCAGCGGUGCCUCCGGGUCCGUCAUCGGCGAGCCCGAUCUCUCCGUCAUCACCGGCACCGAGCUCGCCAACACCGCGCGCGUCAUCACGGAAAUCAGCGACGUCCCCGUCAUCGCGGACGCGGACACGGGGUUCGGCGGGCCACUGAACGUUGCGCGGACGAUUGCGCUGUACGAGAGCGCGGGCGUCGCAGGGUGCCACAUCGAAGACCAGACGUUCCCGAAGCGGUGCGGCCAGCUGAACGGCAAGGACGUCGUGGACAUGGAGACGUACCUUGAGAGGAUCGUCUCCGCGGUGAAGGCGCGUAGGAAUCCUGACUUCCUGAUUAUCGCGCGGACGGAUGCGAGGAACGCAGCGCAGUUUGGUGGGGGUGAUGCUGGCGAGGAGGCUUUCGAGGAAGGCGUCAAGAGAUUGAAGGCAGCCUUGAAGGCUGGCGCCGACGUUGCGUUCAUGGAAAGCCCACGGACGAUGGAGGAAGGUGCACGGCUCGUGAAAGCCCUCGCGCCGCACCCUGUCAUGAUCAACGUCCUUCCGAACGGCCUCACGGGCAACUACAAGGUGGAAGACUGCAAGCGUCUAGGAUUCAAGCUCGCCAUAUACCCGUGCACUGGCUUCAUCCCCGCGACCAUCGCGAUGGAGAGGUCGUACGCGGCGCUGCGAGACAAGGGCACGGACUUGGACAAUUGCGAGGGCUGGCAGAUCAAGGACUUCUUCGAGCGUGUCGGUUUGAAGCCAUCGUUCGACUUCGAUCGUGCAAUCGCCGAGAGUGUGAGGCAAGACGUGAAACCGAGCAGAUACGAAGAGAUGUCUGGGCACGACCUGUUCUGA